CCGGUAUCUAUCGUUCGGAGUCAGUGGGGAGAGACGGAAACCCUGGCAAUGGCGGGGGCUUAGCAGGAGGCGGAGGCCUGAGUGAUCUUCGUUUGAUUGCACCAAAGGGAAGAAAACACAGGACUACCGAGAAGAUUGACAGCUAGUUUGGACAAAGAUUCAAUAUUUUACAUCACUAUCUAGUAAAUUACUUGAGUAUGUCCUGAAUUCCCAGACAGGAAUCAGCAAAACAGCUUUUUGCAUGAUAACAAUGGAUGAGGAGAGUCUGGAAACAGCAAUUCAAACCUACAAAGCACAAUUGCAGCAAGUGGAGCUGGCUUUAGGGGUGGGAUCGGAUCCAUCACAGCUAUCUGAUUUGAUCCAACUGCAGGAGGAUUUGAAACAAUUGAUAGAACUGACUGAAUCCAGCCUGGUGUCAGUGAAAAAGAGUAAACUGCUGGCCACUUUAGACACAGAUGCACCCUCCGUUUCUCCAGCAGGUCACCUAAAACAGGACAGUAAUUCAGGCAGGUCCUGCAAUGAUGAGGAGUAUGCUGCUUUUAAGGAAGCUAUUGCUGAACUCAAGCCAUUGAGUACUAAAGACGAGGCCUCUCCAAAGGAAGAUGGAGAGGCUGAUGGGGAAAAUGAAUCAAAGUACAGUGAAGAGGAGGAAGCAUCUGAGGAAGAGGAGGAGGAAGUGAGUGGGAUGAAGGUUAAAGCCCCGUACUACAGUCCAUGGGGUACCCUGGAGUACCAUAAUGCCAUGAUUGUGGGGACAGAGUGUUUGGAAGAUGGCAGUGCAGGAGUCCGAGUGCUGUAUCUCUACCCAACUCACAAGUCCUUGAAGCCUUGUCCAUUCUUCUUGGAUGGCAAAUGCAGAUUUAAAGAGAAUUGUCGGUUUUCCCAUGGGCAAGUGGUGUCUGUGGACGAGCUUCAUCCAUUUCAGGAGCCCAAUCUCGGCUCUCUAGAAGUGGGUUCAGCCUGCCUGGCGAAACACCACGAUGGAAUAUGGUAUGCUGCAAAAAUCACGGACGUUGACAGUGGUUACUACACAGUGAAGUUUGAGUCAUUGCUGCUGAAGGAGGCUGUCGUGGAGGGAGAUGGCAUCAUGCCACCACUGCGAAGCGAGGAAGACUCUUCCUCUCCCGAGUCUGAGGAAGACAACGUGGAUGACUCUGGCUAUGCUAAAGUGAUCGAUUCGGGGCCCUUGGAGAAUGGGGAAGGGGCUCCAGCUUGCAGUGCCUCCUUUGGUGGCUGGGAGGCCCAUACUCGUGGCAUCGGCUCCAAACUACUCGCUCAAAUGGGAUAUGAGUUUGGAAAAGGUUUGGGGAAGAACGCUGAGGGCCGAGUGGAGCCAGUGCAAGCCAUAGUGUUGCCUAAAGGGAAGUCCCUUGACCAAUGUGCUGAGAUCCUUCAGAAGAAGCAGCUGGAUCCAGCUAAGUCAAGGAAACGGCGAGUGAAGGCAAACCAUGCUGGCCGUCCUUCUGCAGGGAGCCGCAAGCCCCCCCGCAAUGUCUUUGACUUUCUGAAUGAGAAGCUUCAGGGGAAGGGCUCUGGGGAGCAGGAUGGAGGAAUGACAGCAGUGGAGAGAAAUAACAAGGAGAUCUACCACGCCAGUAAGAGUACCAAGAAGGCCCUCAGUGUCCGCCUCUUCCAGACAAUGGAGAAGAUUGACCAAACGCAGAAGACCAUCAGGGGAAUCCAGGAGGCCCUGGCACGCAAUGUUGGACGGCACAGUAUUGCCACGGCCCAGCUGGAGGAGAAACUAGCUGGUGCCCACAGGCAGCUGGGGCAGCUGCGAGCCCAGGAGGCCAGCCUGCAGCAGGAGCAGAAGAAAGCCGAGACACACAAGAAAAUGACUGAGUUCUAGUCUCCAAGGAAAGGUGUUGAUGUGAUGUACUGCUUUUCAUUAUGUCUGAGCCAGCACUCAACGAUUUGGAACCGGGAUGAGCUGUGCCAUCACCUCUGGGUCUUGGGCAACCCAGCUGUGAAACUGGGGUGAAAAGCAGCCGUUCUCCAUAAAAAUAGAUGCUGUCUGAGCUGAGCAUUCCUGGGGGCGGGGGGGAGCGAGUACUUGUUCACUCCUGAAGGUGUUCAGAAGACCCAAGCUGCUUACAUUGACCUGCUAUACAAAAAGGCCCCUGCACCUUGCUUUUGUUCCCUUUUCCCAGUUAUCACCAUGGUAGUUCUCUCCAUCCAGAGAGUCUGUAGCCACCCGGGUGAUACCAUGGUUGUUCACAGAUCAGCUGGUGGGAAGAGCCAGGGGAGCCUCUGGCCUGUCACUCUGCCUUGGAGACUCAGUGCGUUGUGUGUCUGCGUGUUUAUCCGCUAGGCUGGGAACUGAGUCCCAAACACAUUCCAGCACUGCAGAAAAGACUGUCUGGUUUUGGUGAAAACCAGGGCAGGUCACUUCAGCUAUCAGCGUCCCUCUGUCCUUGGCUCUGGGCAUCACUCAGGGACACAGGAGUCAAUGCUGGGUUUGUCACUACUAGUUCUGAUGUUGCUGUGAUAUUUAGAGUAGCUCUUUAAAGCGCCAGCACACUGAACAGAAAGAGAAGAGAUCCCCAGGCCUUGCACUAUUGCCAGCUGACUGCAAAAGUAUGACUGGGUCCCAACCUUGUACAAAAGGUUUAGGCUUCCCUGUUAAGUCAGCCUGCAUGCUAAUGGUGACGAUAUGGUAUGCUGCCCCAUUCCAUAACACAGCACUGAGGGCCAGAGUUAGGGGAAUGUGGUAACCACAUAAACAGCUAAGUACAUAACAGGUCAGCUACAGACCUGCUGGCCAGGAACAAUACUACAGUCAGCCUUUUGCUUUCAUUCUGGCUGCUUUGAGACUUUCUGUUCUAGAUAUCUAUGUGAACAAGUAGGUUCUCCUUGUUAUGAAACACCGCAGAACCGUACAAAACGACCCGAGGUCCAGGUAUACCCACCACACACAGAUAUCCCUGUGAAAGAGCUCAUGCAAUCCUGGAGGCAGGAGAGCUGAGCAGACUCUCCUGCCCUGCAGUGGGUACAGACAAUCUCAGGCAGUUGAAAAUCUCCCAGACAGGUUCUGUCCGUGGUGGCCAUUUCUUGCUGUAGAGGAGGUGUUGAUUCUGUCAGGCACUCUGUGUUAGGCAGUGGCCUAUACAUUUGAGUAUUGUUCUGUGUAUCUUUAUUUUCUGAUUCUGUAAUUUUUGCAGGUGUCUUGAGAAAACACUUUUUUUUUAAAGUAAAAGAUAUCUGACCCCUUUUAUCUUAGAAGAGACUUGUUUUGCCUUUUUAUCUCCACCUCUCAGAUGCCUUUGAAGGAUUACAGAGCUGUCAACCUCAAGGGUAACAGUCACAAGAGCGGGAGACAGUGCUUCCUUGGCUACAGGUCAGGGCAAUUGAAUUCACUGCCGGGGUGAUUAAAAUGACCACAGCUUUCACAGCCUCAGACCGAGGUGUGGAAGUUCUCCCCUGUGAUUUUAAGAGUAGCAAAGGACACAGAAAAGGAAGUGAAGGCAAGAAUGAGAGAAAAAAUACAUUAAAAAAAAAAAAAACGCUAAAUUCUUGGCUACUUCAGGGGUACGGGAAGAAAAUUAGAUCUUUCGUGAUUGUCCUUUCCUGAGAAGCACUCGAUCCUACAGCAAUGGGUACUAUCAUAAGACCCUAAACAGGAGCUGAAGUUUCAUCUCUUCUGUUUACAGUGUAAAUGAAGGUGAUGUGGAUUUUGUCUUGAACACAUCAGUAUCCUUCCAAGCCUGCAACUAAUCAGCACCAACACCACAAGGAUUAUCAUUCUGUGACUAAGUAUGGGUCUUCUCUCUGCAUUGGGUUAAUUCAAAGCUGGUUUGGGGUGGGAAAUGGGAGACAGAUGGUGAAGAAGCUUAAUGCACUUAGCUCCCACGUUACAGUUAGUGGUCUCAUACGAGUGCUGUUUGUGACAAUUUGUAAUAAGAUUCACAGCUCCACAUGGCUAUCUGUCUCUGAGAGAUCCGGUACUGGAAAAGCAUGUCAGGGUGGAGGAGUCUUGCACAGGAGCUUCUUAUCUUUUGCCAGUAUUCAUGGGCAUGCCAUCUUUUAUUUAUUUUGCAAGAGUGGGCAUGUUAGUUCCAUUGUCCAAUAAGCAUAACUGCAUUUUGAGUCCCUUGAAUUUUCUCAGUGGUUUCAGUUGCCUCCUCACGUACCGUCCCAAACAGUUUCACCUUGAGACAGUUGCAUGUCCGUGGUGGAUAAAGCAAUCUCUCUGUUUGUAAAGCAUUUUGUGAUCCUUCACAAUGAACAGUACUAUAUCAAAAGGUAACUUAUUCUUUCACUAUAUUAAUUUACAAAACAAAUCAAGCAAACUCCUACUUGUUAUAUGCUCCUGUGCCACUGCGCAACGCAGAAUUUUGCAGAAAUUAACGUGCGUGCAGAAUUUCCCCCCCGCCCCCUGAAAUGGGCUACAGUGCUGCUGGCCGCCACUAAGGGAUGCUGAACCUGGCAGAGCCUAGCUGACAGAUAGAAGACACUGCCAGGGGGUAGGGGAGGAGGAGGGGAAGAGUAGAGAGUUCCUAGCAGCUGCAGUUCCCAGCACGCACUGAGGGAAGGAGAGGGCAGCAUGCAGGAAACUCCACACAAGCCUGGGACCCAGCAUCAGGCUGUUUCUCCCUCAGGAUCCAUGGGCUCUGAUGGGAGGGGGCGGGUGUCUGGGCUCUGGGGAGCAGGGGACGGAUGUCUGGGCUGAGGUGGGCCCACAGCUGGGCUCUGAGGGGUAGCGGGUGGGUGUCAAGGUGGGUGGGGUCCCAUGGCUGGGCUCUGGGGGGGAGGGGAGAAGGGGAAGGGAUAUCUGGGCAAGGGGGGACCUCAUAGCUGGGCUCAGGGAGGGUACGGGGUUCAGGUGUAUUGGCUGGCGGGGGCCUGCAACUGGGCUCUGGGAGAGAAGGAUUGUGGGUGUCAGACAUACUUACUGACAGGUAUUCUGAAAUAAAAUUACCAAAAUAAUUGAAACUGGCAUGAUUAUGUAGUGUUGUUUUGACAAAUAAAAUGUGCAGAAUUGUAAAAUA
Molecule: messenger RNA, 4988 nt
Organism: Malaclemys terrapin pileata
Lineage: Eukaryota; Metazoa; Chordata; Testudines; Emydidae
Gene: ZGPAT
Product: zinc finger CCCH-type and G-patch domain containing
Exons: 7
Coding region: 242-1849 (535 amino acids)
Biological process (GO): negative regulation of DNA-templated transcription; regulation of transcription by RNA polymerase II
Cellular component (GO): nucleus
Molecular function (GO): RNA polymerase II cis-regulatory region sequence-specific DNA binding; DNA-binding transcription factor activity, RNA polymerase II-specific; metal ion binding
Source: RefSeq, a predicted model, not a curated record